AAAAAAGUUAAUCCUAAGAAAGACAUUUUUUCCUUUGGGAUGUCGUUCUCUUCAGUGAAGGCUGUGUGAGACUCCUCCCAGUGGAGCAGUAGUACUGUAAUCUGGAUAAGCUUCUUAAGCCUCUCCAUGUGUCUGGGUUUGCUGUGGCCAGUCUCAAAAACUGAUACGGUUUGUUUUCAGGAAGACACGUUUCCAGAUAAUGUAUUUAGUUCCUUCUGAAAGAUAUCUGCAUCACUCUCAGACAACAAAAGGAAAGAUAUCUUCAACUUCCUGGACCAUAGUACGCAAUGAAAGAACCCUUCAAGUCCUGUCAACUUCAACUUCAACCAUGUCUUCAAGUUUCCUGAAGCUUCCGAAAACUGAUCUUGACUUGACAUGGAAUAUCUCUCACGACACUAUAAGCAGGAAAAGCUUUUUUUUUAUUCUGUUCCGAAUUGUUUGGGUAGAUGUAAGAAGUUACGUUUUGGAUAAGUAUGCCCAGAGUAGGUGAAGACCCCACCAGUUCCUCUCAACAUUUUGCCAUAUAUCCUCCAUACCAGACAUCGGUAAGAAAAAUUGUGCACGGUCGCAUAAAUCCGCAUAAAUCCUGAAACUGGCUACUCAUUAUUGUCCACAGUGCCCAUUACAAUGGGCGACCGACCAGUCUGCACUGAUGCGUACAAAACUGACCAAACUGACAGCGACAAAACCCAACGGCAUGAACCAUUUGCAUCUCAAAAGCAAGCAAACAAUCUGUCCACAUUUCAGAAUCUCCUCGAAUCCUCCUGGAUGUCCGCCAGCUUCCACCGCUCGAUUUUAGCCCUUGGCAGCGAGGAGAUGGCCUCUUUUGCAAAACCUCAAGCUUCUGAUUUUGCCGUAUCUGGCUUGCUACUUUACUCUCCCGGAAUAUCUCUUCCCAUCGGAAGGUCACAGCAUAAUUCUCUUCCCCUGGGCAGUUUCUUGCACGCUCGACGCAAACGUGAGCUGCAACUCAGUAACUCACACAAAUUGGUCCAGGCUGGCAACAUCCCUUGUGUUCUGUCACGGGGAGAGCAUGUGGGUAAUGCAAAUCCUUUCGCAGGUGGGUUUCCAGCGCCUGUGUGUUCAUCUAAGCAGAAUUCAGAUAAGAAGUCGCAUGCCGCAACUGCAUGGCUUGUAGAAGCCCACAGAUCUGCCUUAGAUGGACAAGCCUACAAAACUAGCAUGGCACACCAGGCGCCUCAUCUUGAAAGACUUGAGAUGAAAGGGAAUGUGAUGAUUAGACAUCAGGUGGAUCCAGAAGACAAGAAAACAUUCAAGAAGAACAGCCACUUCAAUAAAGAUCCAAGGCAGGUAGAUAGUCCCAGAAGGUCCAAUGGAAAUCAGACAGGGCCCACUGGAAGGAAACCCAAUGGUGUGCAUUGGAGUUCUCGGCUUGAUCCGGGAUGUUCUACAGCUUUCACAAGAAGCGACACAUUCCAAGCAAUUACCAGACACAGUGGAAGCACUAGUACACCACAUCCCAAAGCUGCACCAUCAAGACAACAUCUUUUGACAUGUGGGAAUGAGCUUGAUGCAGUGGCAGCAAGCCCACAGAUUCACCUCUUCACCACUGAUGAAGAGAUAGCAAAAAGGUUCCAGGCUCUGUACCAGUUCCAUCUGCUCCAGCGAUGCUUUAGAAGAUGGUGUGCUGGUCUCAGUUCUCACACUAAAGCCUGGCUUUAUAACCAGAGGAGGAUUCUCAGUAAAGCUCUGCUUGCUCUCCAGCGGGCUGUUCUGCUCCAGCGUGCUCAGACAGACACUGCAGAGAUGGCCCAGAGAGCGCAAACGCUAGCACAGGCUUUUCACCGGUGGAAAGAUGUCUACGAGAGGAGACAGCAGGCGAGGCUGGGCUCAGACAGUUGCACUCGAGGCCACGUUGUUGCAUUAAGAAGAAGACUUGUUAAGGCCAGUGAUUCACUACCUCUGAGGAUCACCUAUUGUGUUUGGAGGAACCACGUCCAGAGCCAGCGAAUCCACAGAGCAGCCGUGAUUCACCACCAUCUGUCGGUUCUGUAUAAGCACUGGUUGCUGUGGAGACGGGCCUGGAUGAAGCAGAUCUCCAGAUCCCAGCAGAUGCAGCGGGCUCGGGCGUGGAGGGAGCAGAGGCUGCGUAUCAGGACCUGGACUAUGUGGCUGUGUGUUUGGAAGAAAAGACAGCAAACCAGACACCUGCACAGGCUGGUACUUCAGCGGUGGAAUCAGCACACCCAGAGGGUCCGGUUGAUGCAUCUUGCACAGGCUGUGGAGCAGCUUCGUUCCAUUCGUUUACUAUCUGCAACAUUCAGGAGAUGGAGACAGGCGAAGGAGGUGAGGGAGGCUAUGCAGAGACUGCGCCACCUACAGGACAGAGGGCUACUGCAGGCUGCCUUUGAGAAAUGGCUACAUAGCUCACGGCUGAAGGUACAGAUAAGGGAACUACAUCAGAGAAGUGACCAGGCUCAUUUAGCAAGGAUUUUUUCUUACUGGAAUGGACUGGUCCUGCACAGAAGAAAGUUGGCGUUAAGCUACAGAAGACAACAAACUCUGACUGUGAGAAGCUUCUUCCAGCUGUGGAGAAGAGCACUGGAGCUGCGUCUGCUUCAAAAGCGUUUUCUCAUCCUCUUGUUUUUCAAAAGACAGCGAACUUCUCAACACACCAGUGCAGUGCAGGACGAGACAAUGACCGUGGCUUUUUCUGGGCAGCACUCUUUCUGUCCAUUGGAAGUGCUUUGGGCCAGGCUUGUGCUCCAGAUGUUUGUCUACACUUGGAGAGAGAAAUUAAAGAAACAACAGCAAGCAAGAUGGCAUCAUGCAGCGCGUGUUAGAGAGAGGCAAAGGACUGAGCUUGUGGAGUGGCACAGACUCGCUCAGACUGAGCUGUCUGACAAAGUGCUGAGAUUCAGAGCCAGACUGGCUCAGUUUCAUAACUCCCUCUCCACACCAGGCGUCCACAGCUCUUCUGACCCCGGACGUUCUGCAGACUACACAGGCUCAGGGGGACAGCAGGCCGUGGCUCUGCAGGUGCUGGUCAGAAUGAUGCAGCCCGACCUGAGCCUGGCCUUCUCACAGUGGAGGUCAGCGCUCCUCAGCAGCAGGAAGAUGAAGCGGCGGGCCGACCUGUUCAGGAACAGCAGGGAACUGACUGGUGUAAGGAUGUCCUUCAGCACCUGGAGAACACACACAGAGAUGCAGCAGAGAGCAGUCCAGUACAGGGAGAGGGUGCUGCUCUCUCACUGUGUAACUGACUGGAGAACGCUGAUGUGGUGCGGACGCAGAGAACGUUCUCUACAGCUGCAGGCCGUUCACUGCCAUCAGACCAGACUACUGAAACACUGCUUUACAGCGUGGCACAGACAGGCUGCAGGGUCUGUACUGGACAGUAGGCAGAGGUGGCUGGAGCAGAGGGUGGAGAGCCGUUGCCUCAGCCGGGCUUUCUCCACGUGGGCAGCACGUGAGAGACAGCAGAAGGCCGUCAGAGCAUUCUGUACCCAAGUGCUUCUGAGGAGGGUGUUUGCUGCAUGGCAGAAGCGAGUGCAGUGCCAUAAGGAGAGACAGGAGGCAGCUUUGUCCUUUGUGCAGCACAGGCUCUGCAGCGUGGUCUUCUCCCAGUGGAAGAGCAGCUGCGCCCGGCAGCAGCUGGCCAACAGCAGAGCCAAACACACGCUCCGCCUGAGUGCUAAACACAUGCUGCAGGCCUGGAGAGAAUACACACACAACAGGUGUCUCAUGCAUGUCCAGCUGUGUGCAUUCAGAGAGGGAAGAGAAAGAGCCUUGAAGAGAAAAGCUAUUCUCAUCUGGCAGCAAGCAGUGGAAAAUAUAAAGAUAGCCCAACAACUUUAUCAACAAGCUCUGCUCUGCAGAUUUUAUUUUAAGUGGCUUGAUGUGUACGAGCGUAAUAGAGAGCUGCACUGUCUCUCUCUGGAUAUACAGGAGCUCAGAACUCGAAGGCUACAGCAGAAUUUCUUUUCCCUCUGGAAACUACAGUUCCUCCAUAUCCGUACCAAAAAGCAGCGUCUCCAUCUGCAGGUAGCUAACUUCCAGUUCCACCAAGCAGUGAGGCAUCGAGACCAGCAUGUUCUGACCCGUAGUCUGAACCUGUGGAGGUGGAAACUGGAUCUGAAGAGGAGAAGAAGAGAGAUAGCUCUGGGUGUUGUGAGGAUUUGGAGAGGGUUUGCCUUGCGGUGCAAAGAGUUGAGAGAGAGGGUUCAAAACGUCCAGAAAUUGCAGCUGUCUCAUGCAUUCAGAUACUGGGCAAGAACAAUGAGACUGAGCAUCAAGGCGAGAGAACAUCACACGCAGAAGCAGAGAAGAAGGGUUCUGCUAGGCUGGCAUGUCCACACAGUUUGGGCUCAGAGGAUGCGCUACAGUGAGGCCUGCUUCCAGUACAGGAUGGAGCUCAGGGUGAUGGGCUUCUGUCUCAGCCUGUGGAGGAGGGCACUGGUCCAGACCCAGAACCAGCAGUGUGUUUUGGAGGACCUCCUCAGCCUCUAUCACAGCAGACUGACAGCACAGGCCUUUCAGAAUUGGAGAGCAGCCACCACACGGCAAAGAGCGGCCAAGAACAUCAACACAGCUUUACUGCGAAAGUGGUUUGUGCGCUGGAAACAACGAAGAGAUGCCCUUAGAACAGCUGAUCAGUUCCUGGCUCAAAAGCAGAAAGAAGAAAUGCGGCUGAUUUUAACAUCUUGGUCAUUAUGGGUGAAGGAGCAUAAGGGCCGCAGACAGAUGGAGGAAGCUGUGCGUCUCUGGUUGGAUGGCAGGAGAGUGUGUGCAGUUUUCCAUCAGUGGGUUGAAGUGUACCGCCAGCACCAGGUGGCCUGUUAUCACAGCCAAAUACACCUUUUACACAGAUCUUUCUGGACAUGGAGGGCUGCUGCCAUAGAGACAAAGCGGAAGUGUCAGACUGUUGAGAUACGACUUCAGCACCAUGAGAUGCGGUCAGCCUUCAGAACCUGGAGGUGGGCUACAGCAUCCCAUAAGGCCGUGCGUUACUUCACACAGCGAGUGAAGGAAGCAGACAGUAGGAGACUUCUGAGUGCUGUACUCCAAGCAUGGCAUGAAAAGACCCAGAUUCAGAAGCAGCGUGAUUUUCAUCUUAGUGACAAAUAUUUUAACCUCUGGGCACUGGAAGUGCAAAGAAGACAGUCUGUGAGACUUUUGUGGAAUAGAAGAAGGACUAAGUGGAUGAGACUUUGGCGGUACAGGCUGGUGGAGCGGAGAGAACAGAGGGAACUAAUUUCUCUCUACUGGGCUUCUUGGAAGAGUCAGACUGCUGCCUCACUGCUGUACAAACAACAAGUGAGCCUCAGCGUAAAUCUCUGCAGAAAGCAUGGCUCACCUGGAGAAAGAGGCACAUCAGGAACAGAGUGGCUGCUGAGUACAUGGCCAGCAUUAACAGAGCCCUGCUGCUGAAGGCACUUCGUGCGUGGUGGCGGCGGGCCCUUGUUUCAGGCUCUCUGCCCAGUAGAGCUCCGGUUCGCUCCUACUCCCUCUGACUGACCUGCUGCUGAGCUCCAGGCCAAGAGCAGCAGAACCUUCCAGACUGCAGUUAACUUGACACCCUCAUUAAACUUCCUGGAAACCAUCUAAACUUUAACCUUAAACUCAGAGCAGCCUCUCUGCACUCUGAAUCAUUCUGCAGAUCCUACCAUUUAAAUAAAACCACCGUCAGCUAUAUUAAACCCUGCAGGUCCUGACAGGAUUCACUUUCACUCCUUCCAAGAAGCCAACUCCCUUCUCUCCUGACCCUUUACCCACUUGGACAGCAGUCAAAGCCGCACACUUCUCCUGCAGCCUUAUUAUAACUGUAGAGCUCAGCUUUCUGCUUCUGUUCUAGUCCUGACAGUAAAAAAAAAGCCAACAUUCAAACUGGGAAAUAAUUAACUAGUUGUAUAAAAAAAGAUGGCACCGAUCCAAUACCUGGUAUUGCUACUGGAUAAUGGAUCAAAUAGAGCAGGUCCUAUCUGAAACUGUGACAAAUUUAGCCUGGAGUAAUACAUAAAAUGCUUGUGAAGCCCCUUUUACACCAAAACUUUUCCAGACAUUAUUAAUGGUGUAAGAAAAUAUAGAGAAUUUUAUGUUUUGCAAUACUUUUUUUAUUUAAUUCUCAAAAACAGAGUAAGGAUUUUUAAUAAAAAGUUU
This is a messenger RNA of Astyanax mexicanus (Mexican tetra), 6120 nucleotides long. RefSeq lists its product as uncharacterized. The transcript has 25 exons. Lineage: Eukaryota; Metazoa; Chordata; Actinopteri; Characiformes; Acestrorhamphidae. The record is from RefSeq and is a predicted model, not a curated record. Bases 628 to 5391 code for a protein of 1587 amino acids.